AUGUCCGGCUUUGAGAAGACCUACGACUAUAGAGGCCCAGGUGACGAUGUCGUCGAACCCAAAGGACUAUCCGCUACUCAGUCGGGGAGUCUAAUCGACGGCGCACCGUCCGGGUACCAUGAGCGGGACGUAUUCGGCAACGAGGAAGGCGCGGAUAUCAAGUACAAGACGCUAUCCUGGCCGCUCGUGGCCGUACUCAUGAUCGCCGAGAUCGUUUCCAAUGGCAUGCUCUCACUGCCAGCAGCUACAGCCGUGGUAGGCAUCGUGCCCGGCGUCGUCUUGAUUGUGUUUCUCGGGAUCUUCGCGUUGUACACCUCGCUGGUCCUCAUUGAUUUCAAGCUCAACCACCCAGAAGUCCACAAUAUGGGCGACGCUGGCAAGAUCCUGGGAGGCCCGAUCCUACGCGAAAUACUGGCUGCCGGAACUGUCAUCUUCGCUGUCUGUGCCACGGGAUCACAGCUACUGGCCGGUCAGAUCACUCUGGGCGUAUUGUCAGACAACAAACUCUGCCUGAUGUGGUAUACAGGCAUAUUCGCCAUCCCCACUCUCAUCCUGUCUUUCCCUCGAACCCUCGAUCAACUGUCCUGGCUCUGCAUUCCUUCGUGCAUCUGUAUCCUCGUGGCGGGCAUUGUCGGCAUGGCCGCAGCGGGGGCGAACCCAGCACCGGACAGACACGUCGACGUGGCACGCUCGGCGAGUUUCUACGAUGCAUUCGUGUCGAUCACGAACCCGGUAUUUUCAUAUGCAGGACACUUCAUGUUCUUCAUCCUGAUUUCGGAAAUGAAGAGGCCCCAGGAUGCAAAGAAGGCUGCCUGGGUGUUACAGGUCUUUGCCACCACAUUCUAUGCCGUCUUCGCCAUCGUCAUGUACGUGUACCUUGGCCCGUCAGUCUCGUCGCCGGCAUUCUCGUCCCUGCCGACGAAGUGGGCAAAAGCCACAUACGGUAUCGCGCUGCCGAACUUCCUGAUUGCCGGCUCUCUGUACUCUCACACGGCUGCCAAACUCUUCUUCAUCCGUCUCUUCCGAAAGACCCGACACCUACACCAGCACACAGUCCUCGGAUGGGGAACCUGGACGGCCCUUAUCAUCCUUGCGAAUGGCGCGGCGUUCGUGCUGGCUGUCGGUGUGCCUAUCUUCGCGUAUCUCGUCAGUAUUGCCGCCUCGUUGUUUGCUAGUUGGUAUACCUACGGCAUCGCGGGCGCGUUUUGGCUGUACGACGCAUGGCACGGGCUGGACAAGGGACGCAUCAGAGGCACUUACGGGCUGAGGGCGUGGACCGGGAGUCCCGUCAAGACCGCGGUGAACAUGGCAACAUUCCUAGCCGGGGCAUUCAUUUGUGUUGCAGGUGAGUCUUCGGGGGUCUGCCAGGCUUUCCGAUAUGUCCUUGAGCUUUUACCCCGAUCCGGCACGGUGGUGCCAUAG
Messenger RNA from Cladophialophora carrionii CBS 160.54, 1422 nucleotides. RefSeq lists its product as uncharacterized. Gene Ontology annotation, molecular function: amino acid transmembrane transporter activity. The transcript is spliced from 6 exons. Gene Ontology annotation, cellular component: vacuolar membrane. NCBI's taxonomy places the organism in Eukaryota, Fungi, Ascomycota, Eurotiomycetes, Chaetothyriales, Herpotrichiellaceae. Gene Ontology annotation, biological process: amino acid transmembrane transport. The record is from RefSeq and is a predicted model, not a curated record. The coding region runs from base 1 to 1422 and encodes 473 amino acids.